AUGGAAAACAAUCGGCGUUGGACAGCUGACUCUGUAGGCAAGGCAAGUCCGUUAUCAUCCGGAAAUGUUCGCUAUGCCGAGGAAGUUAUGGAAACAGUCCGCGGGAAAAUGGAGGAUGCCAAGCAAGAGCUUAUGAACCAAGUCGAAGAACAGCUUCAAGAUUUGAUCAGCGACUGCUUCGAGGAAAUCCGGAGUAGAUUACUGAUCGCUGCGAAAACGUCUCCAUCCACAUGUCAAGAAAAUGAAAAUUAUUUCAGCGAUUUGCGCGAAAAGGAUGAAAAGCCGAGUCGAAAAAAUGUCGAUUCCGAGGACUUCCUUCCUCCAAAACAAUUCGUUCUACGGGAUUCUGUUCUCACUGAUUUAUUUCGAGUCAGCCACAUCCGCACUAUUUACCACAUUUUCACCGCGACAUUGCUGCUUAUUGUUGUACAAGCUGUGUUUUCGGAGAUUUCGGAAAGGGGCAGUCUGGACCUUCGCUUCGAAAUGGUUUGGUGGACGUUUGGAAAGUUCUCGUCAGUCAUGCUCAUAUGGAUGUCAAUGUUCUCAGCGACGUGUGCGCUCUUCGUCGUUUUCUCCUUCUGGGCAUCGCAGCCAGCGUUGCAGACUUCGGUUUGGAGACUAGCCUUCUUCGUAGCAUUCCUACAUUACCUGGGCGCAUUCUUGUACUACCCCGUUUCGUACCUUUUGGAUCAUGAUCUUCCGGUUGCCUCUUCGUUCAUUGUUCUGAUGGAACAGACCAGGCUAUUGAUGAAGUCAUACGCCUUCGUAAGAUAUAACGCUUCCAAGGUUUCCUCCUGGUAUGAAUCCAAAGAUCGGACAUCAACCUUGACCGAGAAGACAAACAUUGAACCUAGCGGCUCGGUUGAGCACGGACCUGGUCUCGAUUUUUCAUGUUUUCUCUACUUCUUGUUCGCGCCGACGUUGGUGUACCGCGAUUCAUACCCCCAAACGAAGAAAAUACGAUGGAGCUACGUUUUCUCAAAUUUCAUGCAAGUUUUCGGGGUGAUCGUGGCGUUGUAUUUCGUCUUGACGAGGGAAAUUUUCCCUUUGCUGAAGGAUAGCAAUGGUGUUCAGCAACUGUCAGUCGCCAAGCUUAUGCAUUUUGGAUUCAAAAGCGAUUGGUGGAAUUCAACGUCGUAUACACGGUAUUACCGGAAGUGGAACAUCGUGGUGCAUGAUUGGCUGUAUGAGUACAUAUACCGUGAUGUUUACGCCCUUCGUUUGAAUCCGUUCAACCUUGGACGAAGAUUCGUUCCGACAGUUGUGGUAUUUUUCGUGUCAGCGCUGUUCCACGAGUACAUUCUCAGUUUCGCUUGCAGUUGGAUUCAUGUUCCUGCCGAAGUCAAAAAAUUCGAAGAGCUUAUUUUCCGUGCUGUGGAACAUUUUUUUGUGGAUGAAUCUCAUGCUGGGCUUUGGACUCCUGAUCAUCACAUAUUCCAUGGAGUUUCUCGCUCGGAAUUCAUAUCCUGUGACGACAUUGGUUCCGGGACGAUCAUUCUGCUCUCACCUCUGCCGAGAAGUCAUUUUCUCUAUGAAGAAAUGUUCGAAAGCGACACUGCUAAAUGCAGAAAGAAGUCAAUUUCCCUCGAAAUUGUAAUGGGUGAACCAGAGGUAGAAUGUCGCGAAUUCGAACGUGAAUUGGAGAAAAUUCGUCAACGAAGAUUACAUCACAUUGGUGAGUACGAAGCCUUGAUGAAACUCCCUGCGCCGGACGUGGACGUGUUCCAUCGUGAUCGAGAAGUACGAGCCGCUACGAAGAUACAGUCAGUUUGGCGAGGACGUUACGUUCGCAAGCAAUACUCUCCCUUGUUGCUGGAGCAAGAACAGCUAAAGACUCGAUCUGCGAAGAAACUUCAGAAAUUUUUCAAAGCCCGGGUAUUGGAUCCUCGCCGGAAAGCUGCUUUUGAAUUUCGAUUCAACGAUGAUUUCGUGUCGGAAGCCGAGAAGCAAACGCGGGAUCAGCCGUCGAUUCAUCGCACCAUCGAGUACAUUCAAGACGAGUUGAAGCAAGAGCCGGAAAUUAUUCGAAACGUUUCCGAUAUUAACCAACGAGUGAACGCUGCGUUUUCCGCGAUGGACAUGUGCGAAGAUAGAAUGAGAAAACUGAAGAGGCUUCAAAGUGAUUUGUCGUGCGCAACGAAAACUCUGCGAAUGAUCGCAGAGAAUCCUCAGAAAUUUCCGGAUGAGAAAUCUGCUCGUUGGCUGAGAUCCGGUUCUCAAGUGUUUCAUAAUGUCGCUAAGCUAGAAAACGAUAAGGUCGUGCGAAGUAUGAUGCGACGGUUCGGCUUGUUCGAUCGCGUUAUCAAAGAUAUGACUGGCGGUCAGGAC
Molecule: messenger RNA, 2328 nt
Organism: Notodromas monacha
Lineage: Eukaryota; Metazoa; Arthropoda; Ostracoda; Podocopida; Cyprididae
Source: the annotation of a GenBank genome assembly